Melampsora larici-populina 98AG31 is the source of this 657-nucleotide messenger RNA. RefSeq lists its product as uncharacterized. NCBI's taxonomy places the organism in Eukaryota, Fungi, Basidiomycota, Pucciniomycetes, Pucciniales, Melampsoraceae. The transcript has a single exon. The record is from RefSeq and is a predicted model, not a curated record. Bases 354 to 593 code for a protein of 79 amino acids.
UGAGUCGCUCAAACAUCAGGAUCAUUCGGAUUCCGAUGAAACGAGGCAUUCGAACGCCUAAAGAUCUUCUUACAAUCUAUGCUAAAAAGGAAGUAAUAUCUGACCAAGAUUUGCUCAAGUCGUUAAUCUACUCCAAUUCGCGGAACACCACAUUUGAGGUGAUGAAAAUUGUAAACGAGGCUCGAGGAACACCGGGUGGGGAGCGUGAUCCGGAUAGUAAGCUGAUCAGGAGGUAUCAUUCUUGUACCGGCCGGAAAGAGAAGCUUUGAACAAUUGAAGGUUAUACAAAUGAUGAGUUCCCGAUCAUUUCAUGUACAAACGCACUCGGUCUAGGUCAAGAUUGGCCAACGGUAAUGGAGGUCAUAGUGAUAGGACAAACUGGACUGCCUGAACUGGCUCAGCUAUUUGGUAGAUGUGGACGAGGGGACAAACCUGGACUGGCGCUUCACUUUGUUGAGAAGACUCGAAAGAAAGGCGCGAAGAACGUAGAUGAUGCAAAUAAUACCAAAGAGAUGACUGAAGACGAACUGAUGAAUACCUUCACUUUCACCCCGAUAUGCCUGCGAGUGACACUAUCACUGGCAAAUAUGUAAAUAGUUUUGUCUCUUUGACCGAUAUGCUUUGCAAAGCUAAUAUACUCACAUGACUUUGUUUGUU